AUGAUUCUAGGCAUCAACUUUUUUAGUUAUAUCCGUAACUACAAUGAACAGCGACCAGAGCAAAUCAUCCACCAUGCAAUCAGCGGAACACCCUUCGAAGCUUUAGAUCAAAAAUUGAUAAAGUCCGUCCGUGCCAUCUUGUGCGCUUACCUCCACUACAAGAAUGGCGUUGGAUUGCCAAGAUCUGCCAAGCCUAGCCAUACAAUAACUGUCGGUUAUCGUAUGCUGGCUUUCUACAAGCAAGCUGGCGCCUGGCCAAUCCUCUUUUCCGACAAGUUUAACUGGCCUUUCUUCCUCUCCUUCUCCUCGGACAACUGGGCCUAUUUGGAGGAAAAUGACUUUUCUCCUUUGCGUCCUUUAAUCACACCAAUCAUUCCUACAAUGAACUAUCUGACAUCGUUCGAGAAUGUUGGCUUCUUCUUACAUCAUAUUCAGUCAUUAGUAAAUAUGAUGGCUGAAGCCAAGAGUCAAGAACGUGCGUAUGGCCGUUAUUAUCAUACUUUUGGUCAUUAGAAAAUUCAUUUUGUCUCUCUCUCUCCCUUUCCAUCAUAACUUUCUUCUCUUUUUCCACCAAAUAAAAUCAUCAAUG
This is a messenger RNA of Zychaea mexicana, 589 nucleotides long. RefSeq lists its product as uncharacterized. The coding region runs from base 1 to 513 and encodes 170 amino acids. NCBI's taxonomy places the organism in Eukaryota, Fungi, Mucoromycota, Mucoromycetes, Mucorales, Lichtheimiaceae. The record is from RefSeq and is a predicted model, not a curated record. The transcript has 3 exons.